This is a messenger RNA of Wickerhamiella sorbophila, 2211 nucleotides long. RefSeq names its product putative transcriptional regulatory protein C3C7.04. Gene Ontology annotation, biological process: DNA-templated transcription. The transcript has a single exon. Bases 1 to 2211 code for a protein of 736 amino acids. The record is from RefSeq and is a predicted model, not a curated record. NCBI's taxonomy places the organism in Eukaryota, Fungi, Ascomycota, Dipodascomycetes, Dipodascales, Trichomonascaceae. Gene Ontology annotation, molecular function: DNA binding; zinc ion binding.
AUGUGCGUUUACACGCAGCCUAGGCGUCGCAAGCUGGUCAAUACGCCGAAACGCAGUGGCACCGCCACCCGACUGGACAGGAUCGAAUCUUUGAUUUACGCCAUCGCCCAACAAAACGGUGUGGACCUUCCCGGUUAUCCAAACAACGGCAGCGCUGCUGCAUCGUCAGAUAAUUCAGAUGGAGAGUCAGAUGACGCAAAUCAAGACGACUGCGAAGACUCCCUGGACGAGUCAGACUCAAUGGGCUCCAGACCGAACGCUUUGGCUUCGCUUGGUGACAACUGCUCGAUGCUGAAGGAAGUUAACGACGACGGUCAUUUUUACACGCAUGCGUUGUCGGGAACGUUCCUCAGCCAAAACAGUUUGAAAUGGCUCGAGAAUAAAAUUGACGACCCCGCAUUAUUUGAGCGACUGAGAGCGAGCAUCCAGUCGCUGUUUGUACAGCAGCAGCAUCGUCUUCACCUAUACUCUGAGAAUAUUUUGAACCCAAUGGCACUCGACCUCGAGUUUUUGCGCUCCGCUCUUCGGUAUUUUGCCGCCGCCAAUAUCCCGUUCAUUAAUGUGUUAUUAACCCCUCGCGAAGCCGAGGAAUACUCCAAGAGUAAAUGGGAUGCCUUGUCGUUGUCUGACCGGUUUCUCGCUUGUUCUGCCACCUCCCUGAUGGCAUUUUGGAUGGGCCGUGAUGAAGUGUCGAUGGAUCUCAAGUACUCACAGGAAUAUUUGCAGCGCCAAUCUCGUUUGUUUAUGAGCCAUGCCGGCAAAUACGCUCAAACGCUUACUCUUGCGGUACCCAGCACCGCCAAAAUCCGAGGUUAUGCUAUGUUCGUUAUGGCGUUGGACAAACUCCAAAUGCCGCCGGCAACUUCCUUCUAUUCGAUGCUCACCAUGAACCUCGCUAUGAUUAUGGGCAUGAAUCGAACAGAGACUUACAGGGGUAUGUCGGAAGAGGCCAAAGAGCGACGAAAAAUCGUCUGGUGGCUGGUGUAUGUUCUCGAACGCGAUAUGGCUAUCAAAAUGGGCCGCCCGCCAAUGAUCCCAGAUUCAGAAAUCUCGGUAGAAAUGCUAGAUAGGCGGGAAGGCAACAUCCAGAACGUCUGUAUUUCAAAUUUUAUCCACCUCGCUCGAAUCUAUAGUAAGGUUUACCGGAAGCUAUUCGCAGUUCCUGCUCAAACGAAAUCAAGAUCCCAACACUUUCUUGAUAUCAUAUCAUUGUCACAUGAACUGGACGCUUGGAAAGAAAAGCUCCCCCCGAAUUUACAAAUCACAGAGAAUGGUGAUUUUGUAACCGACUCAAACUCUAUUUCUGACAUGACAACGAAAAAGCUGGUGAUCUGGAUUCAUACCUGUUAUUAUGAAGUCAGCACCACAAUUCACCGAAUCCCCGCUUUCUCGACCUCAGCUGUGCAGGCUUUCUUAAAGCGUCAACAAGAUCCUAAUCGAGCUGCCGCAUCGGCGAGCCAGCCUAGUGGAUCCACACCCACUGAAAUCUCUUUAUCUGAUGAAGAUAUGGCUAUUCUUCUGAAUGCAAGAGACGUGUGUCGAGAUGGUGCAAGGCAGAUUCUACGCUGCGCAAAGCAUAUUUCUGCGGUCGGCUGUGGGUCCCUUGUGUCAGGUUCCAUUUUGUUCUUGACCAGUGCGUUCAUUACACUGUUUGCAACAAACAUGACUGAUCCCUUAGGCCCCUCGUCCAUUGCUGACCGCGAGCUGAUGCAGGAAUACGUUCCCCUGUUCUCAAUGCAAAAACUUGAUUAUAUGUAUGGCCAACACCCUGUCAGUGAAUUCUGGUCGGUCAUUGUCGAGAUCCUUCACAGGUACCAGAUCCAGGCUGCCCGAGGUGACAGUGACGAGCUUAAAGAAGAGGGCAAGCCGGACGCCGAAGUAACCCCACCAGUUGCUCCCAUUAACAAUCAUCCAAACGUGCCGCCGUAUCCGGGCUUCUCAUCGAGCGAUCCCAACUCCUUGCGACCCAAUCACCAGUUGCCCCACGAACAAGCAAACGAACAGCAGCUGCCAGCACAUGGUCAAUUCAAUUCGAACGAUCCGUGGGUCCACGACUCGAUACUUUUGGAUCCCCAGGUCGAGGGAAAUGUUAAUUGGUUGAUGCGGGACGCCUACGACGGAAUAUUUCAACAGCCUGGAGAAACCAACACUCCCAACUUUGGCGAGCUGGCUAGCGAUAUGUACAUGAUGUCCGGAUUUUACGGUGUCUAA